This is a messenger RNA of Condylostylus longicornis, 1506 nucleotides long. Its product is annotated as FUN14 domain-containing protein 1B. Bases 164 to 676 code for a protein of 170 amino acids. The transcript has 5 exons. Lineage: Eukaryota; Metazoa; Arthropoda; Insecta; Diptera; Dolichopodidae. Gene Ontology annotation, biological process: autophagy of mitochondrion. Gene Ontology annotation, cellular component: mitochondrial outer membrane. The record is from RefSeq and is a predicted model, not a curated record.
UACCAAGGCGAUUUCCAGACGUAAAAAAAUUCUGCGCUUAUUAUUUUUUUGUCUUUACUAUAAAACCAAGUAAAAAAAAUCUUGAAUAAUUAUUCAUCUUUUUUGUUUAAAUAAAAAAAUUGUUUUUGCAUUUAAUUUGUUCAAAUGAAUUUUUAGGUAAGAUAUGAGCGCUACUUGGUCUAAAUCUAGAAAAAAUAUUGAAAAUAAAGAAAUUGAAAAAAUGGCAGAUGAUGCAUCAAAAUUUUUAGGUGGGAUUUUAGGGGAUAUCAGUAACAAAUCAGCAUAUACUCAAAUUGGAAUUGGUGCCGCUUCAGGAUGGCUUACAGGUUUUACUACAAUGAAAGUAGGAAAAUUAGCUGCAUUUGCAAUUGGUGGCACAAUAAUACUUGUCGAAAUCGCACAUCAUGAAGGUUUUAUAUCCAUUGAUUGGGCUAAAGUUAAUAAGAAACUUGAUAAAGUUAGUGAUAAAGUAGAAACCGCUGUAACCGGACAAUCUCCAUCAUGGAUAGAUAAGGCUGAACGUUUCGUUGACAAGAAAUUGGAACGUGCUGAGCGUAAAACCAGAAAAUGGUAUAGCAAAUUAAUUGGCGAUGAAAAUGGUCCAAGAGUAAACGAUUUACAUUUAUUCAUAACUGCUUUUAUUGGUGGUGCAGCUAUUGGGGUUGCCUGCGCUUAACAAUGAAAAUAAUGUCAAAUGAUUGAUAGAAGUAAAAUCCCAAAAUUAAUUCAAUAACACCUAUCGAUUUCCUCCGAACUAUAAAAUUGAAAUCGUCAAUGGGUUGUUUGUUGAAAAUAAUUGCUUAUUACUCGUAAUUUUAGCUUGCAAAUAAAAGCAAAAUGAAAUCUUACGUAUAAAAUUUACACUUUUUUUGAUUUAUUCACAUUUUUUAUACAUGGUUUCAUUUAAGCUAAAAUAUUGUGAGCUAAAUUCUACCGAAAAGUGUAUUUUUAUUUUUGAAACCUCAUAAUUACUUAAAGCAAUGAAAUUGUUCUUUUAAACAAAUAUUAUUGCAUUCUUAUUUUAUGUUCAAAAUUUGUUAUAUCUCAUAAUUUAGUUUCUCAUCUUUAAUUAUUUUCAUAAAAUAGUAUUUAAAAACUUAUUUUUUUUUAUACAUUUACAUACAUAUAUUUUAACUCGAUAAAUGUUUAGAAUUAAAGAUUGUAUAAAUUAUUCAAAUCUUAUUAAAACAUUAGUCAUCUGUAAUAAAGCAGAUACCAUUAGUUUACAGAAUUAUUGUAGUUUAAAUUUAUUUUUAAUAUUUUUAUUUUUCUAAUUAAAAUUGAAAUCCAUUCGUUCAUAAUUACAGAUUUAUUUACAAAAACAAAAAAUUUAAGAUUUUAAGAUUUAAUCAAAUAACCACAAAUUAUAAAAAGACAAUAUUAUGCAACUUUAUAAAAUUAAAUUGGAUGUUAUCUUGCGCAUUACAAGAACACAUUAUUUUGGUAAUUGAGAACAGUCUGCCACUAAAAAGUGAAUAAAAAUAAAGCAAAAUUUAAAUAGUUUAA